AUGGCCGCUUCAUCAAAACUUUCGGACUCAUUGUCCUCGCUACGUACUCCUGCACGACUCCUCCGCAGCUCUUCACACUUACGCGCAUCACCCGGCCGCUGGCUCUCGUCAGGCUCAAACGUCAGCCCGCCGCUCCAGACCACCGACCCCGCCUUCGAUCCUCACCUCGCCGCAUUCCAUGAGGAGCCUUACAUGCUGAGCCCGGAAGACGGGCAGCCGUAUGGGUAUUUUCCAAUGCGGCUCGGCCAGGCGCUGCACAGAGGUAAAUACACGGUCAUGCGCAAACUCGGAUAUGGCACCAACUCAAGCGUGUGGCUCGCUAAAGAGACAAUGCCUGACAGGUAUCGCUAUGUUGUGAUCAAGGUCUUGUCGGUUCCCGCCACAUACGCCGAAUGUGAUGAGCUCUGCUACGAGGCUGCUGUUGCAACGAGCAUGGCGACAUUUCGGACAUCGGACACGACACAUCCCGGCUUCCGGCACUGCGCGAUGAUUAGGAGCAGAUUUAUCGAGGACAGUGCACACGAUGUCAAGCUGGCGAACAUUCUCGUCAAUUUGGGAGCCAGCACCGAACAAAUCGACAGCAUUCUUGCGAACGACCCCCCGCAGAUUUAUGCGGACUGGCCCCCGAUCAACUCGCACAUAUCGCCACAUCCUAUACCGGCCAUACAGUCUCAGCCUCUCCCCAACCUUGGUCUAGAUCCAUCAUAUGAGAAUCUGCACGUCCGUCUCAUCGAUUACGGCAAUGUCAUACGUGCAGGCGAUAUCAGCCCGGAUACUUUCAUCUGCACGCCGAUCGAGCAGCGCGCGCCCGAGAUGUUACUUGGACACGUGUGGUCGUAUCCCAUUGAAGUUUGGGCAGUUGGUUGCCUGAUAUUCCAAAUGCUUACGAGGCAGGCGUUGCUGUCAUAUGGAUAUAUCCCUGAUCUCUGA
This is a messenger RNA of Trametes versicolor FP-101664 SS1, 930 nucleotides long. RefSeq names its product kinase-like protein. The record is from RefSeq and is a predicted model, not a curated record. The transcript has 6 exons. Gene Ontology annotation, cellular component: nucleus. Gene Ontology annotation, biological process: protein phosphorylation. Gene Ontology annotation, molecular function: protein kinase activity; ATP binding. The coding region runs from base 1 to 930 and encodes 309 amino acids. NCBI's taxonomy places the organism in Eukaryota, Fungi, Basidiomycota, Agaricomycetes, Polyporales, Polyporaceae.